ACGUUACGCGGACCUAGGGGUAAUACACGGACAGUGCCAAUGUCCGCAUAAAUCAUGGAGUGUAUUUUAAAUUUUGAGUAUCUAAACAACACUUUUUCUCAUAAAUCUAAAGUUUUAUAGGAACUAUGCCAGUGUUUGCAUGAUUUGGACCAUGUAUUUGUACUUUUCACUGAAUAAACAGCGUGAUAUCUCACUUUCUUUAAUUGUCCUUUUAUACCAUGUAACCUGAGUUUUGUGUAUUCCAGUGUAUAACACAGCGCCGCCUGAUGUCAGUGUAUGAAUUGCAGUUUUACACACAUUUUUAUACACUACGCGCGCUUUUAGCCGGUCAUCAUCUGAUUGGCUGGAAAAAAACUGUGGGCGUGUCUUAUUACCAAACCAUCCCAGACGCAAGGUUUUUAAAAAUUAAAUCCUCAUUUGAAGCCGCAGCCCUCAAUAUGGACGUGUUGGUGGAAUAACUGUGCACAGGUAAGCAUUAAUGGUAAAUUAAAAUAAUUUUUGUCUAGAUGAAGUUAUUUACAAGUAAAUAACUGCAGAUGCAAGAAAGGUUUUUGAGCAAAAUGAAAUAUUUUAGAUUUUAAUUUAGGUGACAUUAAAGCUAAGCAACUUAUUUUAGAUAUUUGCAUCAAGUAGCUUAAAUAUGUAUGCUUUUAUGACUGAAAAGACUUACCUGAAGCAGUAUAGUUUUUAUUCCGAGUGUUUCAAAGUAAGAGACUAGCUGGGCUAGGAGAGCUAGCUUCCUAGCUAGAGCUAGCCUCCUAGCUAGAAACAGGUGUUUGACAAGUUGACAAUAUUUGGGGUAGGUGGUACCUGUGUGGUACCUACUACCUAGCUUUUGGUGAUAAAAGUUGGGUGAUGAACUGUAAGGUUUUCAUCAUUAUAUUUAACAAUAUUGGCGAACUGCUUGCUUUAUGUUAGCUAAUUGCACCGUAGUGAUGCUUGUUAAGCUCGUUAAGCUUGAUUUCAAGCAGGAGAUUAAUAAGAAGCAAACCCACAGGUUUCUGUGAAACUUGUUUAUCUUUUGGAAAAGCACCAAUGGUUGAAGGUUUUAAUAAUUGGCUGCAAUAGGGCUGGUGCAUCAAUGGCUUUAAAGCUGUGUACUGUAAUCACUUUCAUGACUUAAAUGCUGAAAGUGUAAAUCAAGAGUCCUCAAAUUUAGGCAAAUAUCGGUGUCCUUCAAUUUUUAAAUGUGUAUUUGUACCUGAAUCAAUUAGCUGAAUAACCUCCUCAUAUGCAGCCAAAUUCUCCAGAUUUCUGACCACAUUAUUUGACUUAGGUGUGUUGAAGCAGAGAUGCAUCUAAAAGUUGGAGGAGACUGUCCCUGGAGGACUGAUUAAAACUGUUUAAUUAAAGAUAAAUAGGACUUCUCUAAUAAAAUUCAUUUGUGCAACAAACUACCCUUUUUCCUUAAAGUAUGGCUCAAAUGUUCUUGUAAGGAUGUACUAUUGGCUGAACAUCAAUAUACUGAACACUGAACUAUUUGUAGAUGGUAAAGCACUUUUUUAAAUCAGUGAUUAAAUAAAUUAUAGUGUUGGUGUUUUAUCUGAGCUGUGUGUCUUGCAUGCAUAACAUGUUUCCAUAUUUAUAAUUAAAUUUUUAGCUUUAACAUUUGUAGGAAUUACAAAGAAGCUUGUAAUUCCUUCUUUGACUGUUAUAACUUUUCAUACAUGUCAGUAAAACAUGCAGAGGCGAAGACGCAUAAAUCCGAAGGAAGAUGCCAAAUAUUAUAUUGAUACCAAAACGGACAAAGUAGGGCUUGACGUCACGUACAUCAAUGCCUUUAAAGGUCGUGGUAUCUUUGCCACAACCUCUUUUCAGAAAGGAGACUUUCUGUGUGAAUAUCGAGGUGAACUGAUCAGUAAAGAGGAAUGUGAGAGGAGACAGAGAGUUUACCAUGACAACCUUAAAGUAUUCUUGUUUGAAUUCCAUUUUAAUGGAAAACUCUGGUGUGUUGAUGCAGCAAAAGAAGAUUGCUCCCUUGGAAGGCUUAUAAACGAUGACAAUAUCAGCCCAAAUGCCAAAAUGAAGUAUUUGACCGUCCAACAGAAGCCACAUUUGUGUUUAUUUGCAACUCGAGAUAUCAAUCAGGGAGAAGAGAUUACAUACAAUUAUGGGGACUCAGACUGGCCAUGGCGACUCAAGAACUCCAGUGGGAUGUCUUCAACUGGACAAGAUGUUGAGGUGCCAUCCACAUCACAGUUGGUUUCAUACUAUGGACCGGUAUCAAGCAAAGACCAAAUAAAGAUCAGAGCUGAAAAUGACCAGGAUCAGAUGAUAACCAGUGUCCCAAACGAGACAGAUCCAGUCCUGGAUUCACUCCCCAUCAAGGAAUUGGAGGAAGAAAUGUCCCAAAGUCCUGAUUGUCCUCGUACAACUUCUUCAGCUGGCAACACAGAACAGAUCAGAGCUGAAAAUGAUCAGGAUCAGAUGACAACCAGUGUCCCAAAUGAGACAGACCCUGUCCUGGAUUCACUCCCCAUCAAUUCAGAGGUAUUUUAUGUUUAAGGUGCAGCUAAAUGAUGUCAGUCAGCCAACCUGUUCAACUUCAGUGUGUCUGUGUGUGGACCUGAAUGCCAUGUGGUUUAUCUGGACAUUGGUUUGUAAGGACAGUCUCAUGUCAUGGUUUUCAGUUUGUAAGUUCAGCGUGUGUAUGUGUGUGUUUCAUGGUCACCUGCCCCAAUGUGAUACAGGAGGACC
This is a messenger RNA of Xiphophorus couchianus (Monterrey platyfish), 2697 nucleotides long. Its product is annotated as N-lysine methyltransferase KMT5A-A-like. Bases 1681 to 2505 code for a protein of 274 amino acids. NCBI's taxonomy places the organism in Eukaryota, Metazoa, Chordata, Actinopteri, Cyprinodontiformes, Poeciliidae. The record is from RefSeq and is a predicted model, not a curated record. Gene Ontology annotation, cellular component: polytene chromosome; nucleus. Gene Ontology annotation, biological process: regulation of transcription by RNA polymerase II; regulation of DNA damage response, signal transduction by p53 class mediator. Gene Ontology annotation, molecular function: protein binding; transcription regulator activity; histone H4K20 methyltransferase activity. The transcript has 7 exons.